This is a messenger RNA of Tupaia belangeri chinensis (Chinese tree shrew), 3592 nucleotides long. It is a transcript of the gene WDR3, whose product is annotated as WD repeat domain 3. The transcript has 27 exons. Gene Ontology annotation, molecular function: snoRNA binding; protein binding. Gene Ontology annotation, biological process: maturation of SSU-rRNA. Bases 178 to 3003 code for a protein of 941 amino acids. Gene Ontology annotation, cellular component: Pwp2p-containing subcomplex of 90S preribosome; small-subunit processome. Lineage: Eukaryota; Metazoa; Chordata; Mammalia; Scandentia; Tupaiidae. The record is from RefSeq and is a predicted model, not a curated record.
AAGGGGCGGGGCCAACUGGCCGAAGCCUCGUGGAAGCUGUGGUGUGCCUGGGAGGUUCGCGGCGGCCGCUGAGCACCUUUGAUCAAAAGCUCGAGGUUGGCUGAAUUCUGUCUGAGACCUUUGUGGUGUCAGCAACAGUCGAGGCAUUGCCUCCCUUGUGGUUUCAAGCACCAUAACAUGGGGCUCACCAAGCAGUACCUACGCUACGUUGCAAGUGCAGUCUUUGGCCUGAUUGGCAGCCAAAAAGGAAAUAUUGUCUUCGUGACACUUCGUGGAGAGAAGGGACGCUAUGUAGCAGUACCAGCCUGUGAACAUGUUUUCAUCUGGGACUUAAGGAAAGGAGAAAAGAUUCUCAUCCUUCAGGGGCUUAAGCAAGAAGUCACUUGCUUGUGUCCCUCUCCAGAUGGGCUACACUUAGCUGUUGGUUAUGAGAAUGGGUCUAUCCGAAUCUUCAGUCUCCUGAGUGGGGAGGGAAAUGUGACCUUUAAUGGACACAAAGCAGCUGUCACUACCUUGAAGUAUGAUCAGCUAGGAGGCAGACUGGCAUCUGGGUCUAAGGACACAGAUGUUAUUGUGUGGGAUGUGAUCAAUGAAAGUGGUCUCUACCGUCUAAAGGGGCACAAGGAUGCCAUCACACAAGCACUAUUUCUACGAGAAAAGAAUCUGCUAGUGACUAGUGGGAAAGAUACUAUGGUGAAAUGGUGGGACCUUGAUACCCAGCACUGCUUCAAAACAAUGGUUGGCCACCGAACUGAGGUAUGGGGGUUGGUUCUGGUGUCGGAAGAAAAACGACUCAUCACUGGGGCGUCGGACAGUGAACUGAGGGCUUGGGACAUAGCCUAUCUACAAGAGAUUGAAGACCCGGAAGAACCAGAGCCUAAGAAAAGCAAAGCAUCUGUUCCUGGAAUACAGGAUGUACUUGAGGAUGGCACCCUUGAAAUGGAUGAAGCUCCUGAGGAUCGCAUCCUUUCGUGCAGAAAAGCUGGUUCUAUAAUGCGGGAAGGAAGGGACAGAGUUGUGAACCUUGCAGUUGACAAGACAGGCAGGAUUCUUGCUUGCCAUGGAACUGAUUCUGUGCUAGAAGUGUUUUGUAUUCUUUCAAAAGAAGAAAUUCAGAAGAAAAUGGAUAAAAAGAUGAAGAAAGCUAGAAAGAAAGCAAGAUUAGAUUCUUGCAAAGUAGAGGAGGAAGGCCUCGAAAUCAGUGUUGAAAUGACUCUUCAAGAUGAAAUCCAGCGGGUGGCUAAUAUAAAAACUUCUGCCAAAAUCAAAUCCUUUGACUUGAUUCAUUCACCUCAAGGAGAGUUAAAGGCUGUGUUCCUGCUGCAAAACAACCUGGUGGAAUUAUAUUCACUGAACCCAUCCUCGCCUGCUCCCCAGCCUGUCAGGACAAGCAGAAUCACCUUGGGCGGCCAUCGCAGUGAUGUGCGGACUCUGUCGUUCAGCUCAGAUAAUAUCGCCGUCCUUUCAGCGGCCGCUGAUUCCAUUAAAAUAUGGAACAGGUCUACACUGCAAUGUAUUCGCACGAUGACCUGUGAAUAUGCUCUUUGUUCAUUCUUCGUACCUGGUGAUAGGCAGGUAGUCAUAGGAACAAAGACAGGAAAGCUGCAGCUUUAUGACCUGGCCUCAGGAAAUAUGCUGGAGACAGUAGAUGCACACGAUGGAGCUCUGUGGUCCAUGUCUCUCUCUCCAGAUCAGCGUGGCUUUGUGACAGGUGGUGCAGAUAAAUCUGUCAAGUUCUGGGAUUUUGAGUUGGUGAAAGAUGAAAAUAGUACCCAAAAGAGACUUUCUCUGAAGCAAACGCGAACCUUGCAGUUAGAUGAAGAUGUUCUGUGUGUCAGAUACUCUCCCAAUCAAAAGCUAUUGGCUGUGUCUUUGCUGGACUGCACUGUGAAAAUUUUCUAUGUUGACACUUUAAAGUUUUUUCUUUCACUGUAUGGACAUAAACUGCCUGUUAUAUGCAUGGACAUCUCUCAUGAUGGAGCAUUAAUAGCAACUGGCUCUGCGGACAGAAAUGUGAAAAUCUGGGGCAUGGACUUCGGGGACUGCCACAAGUCUCUGUUUGCACAUGAUGACAGUGUGAUGUACCUUCAGUUUGUACCCAAGUCUCACCUCUUCUUCACCGCUGGGAAGGAUCAUAAGAUUAAGCAGUGGGAUGCAGACAAAUUUGAACACAUACAAACUCUGGAGGGGCAUCAUCAGGAAAUAUGGUGUUUGGCUGUAAGCCCCAAUGGAGACUAUGUUGUAUCAUCAUCCCAUGACAAAUCUCUGAGACUCUGGGAGAGAACUAGAGAACCUCUUAUUCUUGAGGAAGAAAGAGAGAUGCAAAGGGAGGCAGAAUAUGAGGAGAGUGUGGCCAAAGAAGACCAACCAGCAGUUCCAGGGGAGACACAAGGUGACAGUUACUUUACUGGAAAGAAAACUAUUGAAACAGUCAAAGCAGCUGAGAGGAUCAUGGAGGCUAUUGAGCUAUACCGAGAAGAAACUGCAAAAAUGAAAGAACACAAAGCCAUCUGUAAAGCUGCAGGGAAAAAGGUUCCUCUUCCCACCAACCCCAUCCUGAUGGCUUAUGGCAACAUCUCACCUUCAGCUUAUGUACUAGAGAUUUUUAAAGGAAUCAAGUCAAGUGAGCUGGAAGAAUCUCUACUUGUGCUGCCUUUCUCUUAUGUCCCAGACAUUCUUAAGCUCUUUAAUGAAUUUAUCCAGCUUGGUACUGACAUUGAACUACUCUGUAGGUGCCUUUUCUUCCUCCUCAGGAUUCACUUUGGACAGAUCACUAGCAACCAGAUGCUUAUACCGGUGAUAGAAAAAUUAAAAGAAACAACUAUUUCAAAAGUCACCCAAGUCCGGGAUAUUAUCGGCUUCAAUAUGGCAGGUCUGGAUUAUCUCAAGAGGGAAUGUGAGGCAAAAAGUGAAGUUAUGUUUUUUGCUGAUGCUACUAGUCAGUUUGAAGAAAAGAAGAGGAAGAGGAAAAAGAGGGAGAAGCUUAUUUUAACAUUGACUUAGAACUGGAGUGGGGUUCCUUUUCUACUUUUUCCUUUAAAGGGCUUCUCAACGAAACAGCAGUAGGAUUGGUGUCAUCUUAAAAAUACCAGCCAGCAAAAGAUCUCAGGAUGUGGUCCCCAGCUUUGCCUGAGGGAACUCCAACAUGGGGCUGUGGACUGUCUCCAUUUCUUGGACUUGAUGACAUGAUAAGUUUAGAAAUCUUUCUGUGUUUUGAAAGUUUGAGCCCUGUGGGAGUUAAUCCUUUUAUAUUUGCUAACAUGGAGUAAAGACUUAAAUGAGGUAUUUCACUGGAGUUGAAAUGAACAUUUCAGAUGUUUUUCACAUUUCUUAUGGCAGAUAAUUAUAUGAUUUGUUACUUUUGUAUUAGGUUUACCUCUUAUUGAGACAAUUAUGUGCAUAAUGGUUUGCCCCUUUGUCUAUAAAUGAAUGCGGUAUCUUAGACUUUUGGAAUUAACAGGAAUUAUUAGGUCCAACAGACUUAUCAAGAGCAGCCUCCUUAAACUUAACCUCAUACAGGUUCUUACAUUUGUAUAUAAGAUCAUAAUUGCAGUUUAUACUUGUCCGAAUAAAAUAGCUGUUUCUAAUGAAA